GUGAUUCUGAUUUCCGUAUUUUGUGAUGUGAACUGUCGUCAUUGCAUUUUCCAAUAUAAUUUGUUUAAUUUGUCGAUGAUUUAAGUGAAUAUUAGAAAAAAUGGCGCAAUUGAUCGAUGUUUAUAACAGUGAAAAGGAACCAACAAUAAAAAGGCGGCAAUUACCUUUAACAAUCUAUGAUAAUCUAACCAUGAUUAUGGAUUUAAAUAUAAUGGGAUUGAUAUGUGAUAAUCCGCAAGUAAAAGGUCGCGAAUAUGAAGAAUUUAUGCGAAAAUAUAGAAUUCUCACAACUGAAGAGCUUAAGUCGGCAUUAAGAGUAGAUGCUUCAGACAUAUUUAAUGUUUUAAAUCAAAGCAUUCCUUGUGUUGGCUGUAGAAGAAGUGUUGAAAGAUUAUUUUACCAGUUGUGUAAGUCAGGACACCCGACAUUAGAUCCAUUAAUCCUAACUCCAAGUGAAAUUAUGACAAUAAGGGAAGAUAAAAUAAUGCAUCCACAGUCACUUGCAACUUUACUGAAUGGUCACAGUACAGGAUUAGAGUGUCUAAUUCUCAGUCAGCCUCGUUGGAAGAAGUCUCAAAGGUGUGCACUUCAUUCUCUGGAAGCAGGAUCUGCGAGAGGUUGGGCCGUGUCUCCAGGCUUUGCCUGGGGUUGGGGAUCAUGUGGGUGGGGCGGCCGAGCCGCGUGGAGGGCCGCUUGGGAUGCCAUGAGGACCUCUGCCAGAGAACAUGUCACACUAGUCCACUUUACCACACUUCAUGAUACACUCCAUAACUAUCUUAGAAAACAUCGCUUCUGUGCUGAUUGUAAAACAAAGGUCCUGAGGGCCUACCAACUGCUUGUUGAAGAAAAAGAACCCCAAAAGGAAAAGGGUUAUGUAGGUGCAUUAUAUGGCGGUAUUAAAAGAUGUCUACUUGAUAAACAUCUCCAUCUCCAAGCCAAGACAGAUUACAUUGCACAUCUAAUAGCUAGAGCUGAACCUGAACUAAUGGGCAACCAUCGUGAGAGACAUGCUAAAACACUAGAAAUUGCACAGGAAGAGGUCCUUAUUUGCCUUGGUAUAUGUAUAUACGAAAGAUUACAACGCAUUUCACUAAGGUUACGCGAAGAAGAAGGCAUGUGUCAAACAUUAGCCGCUAUAAGUGUUGAAGCACUGUAUCGAAAAUUUGAAACAGCUGUUGAACUUAAAAGUGGUGUUUCUAAAUUACAAUUAUUGUAUGACGAGAUAACCCAAGAAGAACUAUCUAGACAGCAAAGGAAAGAGCAGAAGAAACUGAAACGGCGCAAGAAGAAAGAGAGGCAGUCAAUAGAAAACAAGUGUAAAGAGGUUGAUUCUGAAGAACCAGAAGAGAAGUGCCAAUGUGAUGAAUGUUUACAAGAAGAUUUGGAUAUACCUACCAACUUACUAGCACCAUCAACCUAUAGCCAUUGUUACGAAGUAAUGCAAACAAAUGCCAAUGGUUGUGAUUCAUGCCAAGAUGAUUUCAUUGAACACUCGCCUAAGAAAACUGUUAAAAAACGAUCGAAAAAAGGCAAUCAGUCACCAAAUGAUCACUCACAAGACUGUGGAUACUCUUCAGGAAACAAUGGAGGAUGUUGUGAGACAAUGUCAGGUGCAUCAUCGCUAUUGAGUUCUCCGGAAGGCUCAGAAGUAGCUUGUUCAGAAGGUUUCUGUAACCAUGAGGGAGGAGAUUGCAUAGAUUUGAGCAAGAAUGACAAACUGUUAUGUACUGGGUUUACAUUAUCGCUUCAAGAAAUGCUGGACACCUGUUCUACAGAUGAAGAACAAGACACAAGUUAUAUUCCAAUAGAAGAAGUAUUGGAAUUCAAAUCAAGGAGAAAUAUAACAGAGAAAAGGCAGGAGUUGAGACAAAAUUUACGUCAAAAGUUUGCUCAGUUAUGUGUUAAUACUCCUCAAACACUGCAAAAGCAGGAAAAAAAGUAGAUUAACUGUUAUUAUAAUAAGAGUUUACAAGAACAUUCAAACUGCACUAUUCGUAUUUUUUUUAGUCAUCAAAAUUCGAUUACAUCAUUAUAUUUUGUAAAAUUUUAUUUUGUGUGUGAAAGAAUUUAAGUGUGUGCCAAUCUUUUAAAUAGGAUAUUGAGAAAGUAGUAUUAUUGAGUAAUGACACCAAGAGCCCACUGUACCCGAUGUUGAUUGGGAUCAUAGGUACUUUGUCAGUUCGCCUUGGCCAUACAACUCAUUGUGGCCCCUGGAUCUUCUGUUAUCUACACACCAAGUUUCAUCAUAAGCACUUCAGUAGUUUAUGCUAUACAACCCUAGAUUUCAAGAAUUUUUCAUAUUGUGUUAAUAGGUGCAUGUCUGUUUACUAAACUGCCAACAAGUGUUGCUAUUUCAAUUAGAGUAAAUUCCAUCUUAAAUUUUAUUUACUCAGACAUUUUUUGAAAUUACACAUUUGUCUUCAGUUUGUUACCAAAAUUAGGAAAGAAUGAUUUAUAAAAAGAACAUAACUAUUCUUAUUAGUAAAUCUGUGCAGUCAGAAGUUGCCCAAAUGGAUAGAUUAUACAUAGAAUUGUAACUAAUGUAAACAGUGUCAAAGUAUAAAAAUUGGACAUGGAUAAGGAAGUGGAAAAAGAGGUUAAAAAUUGGGUAAAAGCUUUCCUAGCUAACACAUCUAGGAGAGAGUAAUGCAAUGGAAAAUAUCUAUGAAUGUGAUUAUUAGAACAUUAUUGUCAAUAUUUAUUUAUUUUUAACAUUUAUAUAAUUUUUUAUGUGUUUACACCCUGAUCACAUUUGACAAUUGUUAGAGAACAAUAAUUGAUAGAGAUGUUUAAUAGUUAAGACAAAGGUGCUUCUAGAAUGGCUAAUGUGAAAUACAUAUUAUAUGAACUGAAAUGGCUAUUUUAAGUCAUGUGCAUGUUUGAAUGAUUCCAAUUAUUGUUUAUAUCAUAUUACUCAUAACUUAACUGGAUAAAAACCAGCAUUUAUCAAAUAUUUACUAUUAAAUUAAUAGACAGCUUUGUAAUAAAAUAUAGUAGCAAUUUUUGAUCAAAAUAUAUUAUUUUAAUUGCUUUUACUUGAUGUGGUUAACCCUGAUUUAAUUUCAUUAAGAAAGGCUUAUAGCAUGUUGAAUAAUUGGCCAUUUUGCCUUUGUUAUAAAUCAGGAAAAUACAUUUGUAAUUCAGUUUUAAAUAUAAUAUGAUGCAAAUAAAA
Messenger RNA from Leptidea sinapis, 3172 nucleotides. RefSeq names its product gametogenetin-binding protein 2-like. Bases 101 to 1942 code for a protein of 613 amino acids. NCBI's taxonomy places the organism in Eukaryota, Metazoa, Arthropoda, Insecta, Lepidoptera, Pieridae. The transcript has 8 exons. The record is from RefSeq and is a predicted model, not a curated record. Gene Ontology annotation, cellular component: nucleus; cytoplasm.